AUGCGCGAGCUUGAGCGCUUGAAGGAUAGCCGUGAUGUCAGCCUCGCCGUGACCCUGGCCAUGAUUCACGCACACAAAAAGGCCAAGGAUGUUGACCGAGAUGCCAUCAAGGAGCUUGAGACUCGCGUGAAGGCACUGGUCAAAGAAAGCGGCGAAGUGGGCCUUCACCAGGGGGCCCUAGUCAUGUGGCACAUUGGCAAGCACGACAAGGCGCGCGAUCUUGCCGACAAGCUUCUCAAGCUCAAGGGUGACUCGUGCGAUGGCCUUGCUCUGCGUGGGUGGAUUGACUUGACAAGCGGCCGUGAAGCGCACGCCAAAAAGGCUGGCCGCUACUUUGAGGAAGCACUCAAGCCCUUUCAAGAUGAUGCCAACAAGACCCAUCUCGAGGGGCUUCUUGGUCUGUGUGCCUUUCACCAAGCCAUCUCGCUCGAUCUCUCGGCUGCUCUUGAUGUCAUCAACAAAGCUGUUGUCCUUUUUCCCAGCUUCUGCCCCGUGCAUGAGGUCAAAACAGAGAUUCUGAUGGGAUUGGGUGAUUGGGAAGGUGUCAAUGACGCCAUCCGUCACUGCCAAAGUGUGGACAGCAAUGCAGUCCGUGCCCUCUAUCAUCAAUGCCUCUACACUCUGGCCAAGCAGGGUCGCUACGACGACGCUGCUGGCAUGCUCGGCCAGCUGAUUGCCCAGCUCGACGCCACGGAACCCAACAAUCACGAGGCAUUCUUCAUCAUGAGCCAGGCCCCGGCUCGCUUGGCCGGUCGUCACUCACUUGUCUUGCAGCAAACUCGCACCAUGUUGGAUCGCGCCAUCAAGAUUGCGGGCGAGACUGCCAAGCUUCUGAAUGAACAAGCACUGCAGGUCUUCCGCCGCGAUCACAUUCGCGAGGCUGGCAAGACCUACAAAAAGGCCAUGGCGAACGAUGAGACCUCAGUCGACGGCUUGACCGGCCUCAUUCUCUGCCAAAUCCUUGUGGGCCAACUGGAUGAUGCCGAGCAACAGAUUGACUUUCUGCAAGAGGUGCAGCAGACAACGGGCCGCACUGCUCAGCUGGCUUAUCUGCGUGCCCUCCUGGCCAGCAAGCGUCAGCAGAGCCCACAGUCGAUUGUUGCACUCUUGGAUGAGGCCACACAAUUGCAUUUGGAAGCCUUGAAGGGCCAGGCCGUGGGGCCUGAGUUCUACCUCCAGCUUGACCCCGAAUUUGUUCUGGAUCUGGUCAAGCUGUACCUGCAGUACUGCCCAAGCGAGCCGCCAGCUCAGGGCGACUCGCCAACCCCCGUGCUUGCCAAGGCCAGCAAGCUCCUUGAAUUCUUGACCAAGCACGUCCCCGGCUGUGUCGAGGGUCUCUACCUCCUCGCACGAGCCAAGUACCUGAGCGGUUUACUCACGGCCGCCCAGUCGGGCGCGCAAUACUGCCUGCAACUGAACAAGGGUUAUGCCGAUGCCCACCUCCUCAUGGCCCAGAUCCAGCUGCAGCAGAACAACCUCGCCUCUGCCAACCAGUCCCUGCAAGCCGGCCUCAGCAUCAACUUUGAGGUCCGCGACAUGCCCAUGUACCACGUCAUCAACGCGCGUGUGCUCGCGGCUGAGGGCAAGCAUGGGGAAGCCAUCAAGGCUUUGACCACCGCCAUGGCCCUGCCGGGCGUCAAGCGCAGCUACCAGACUGUCCAGGGCGCCAAGAAGAAAGUCCGCAAGACCAUCACCAUGAGCGACCGCGUGACCGUCUUCCUCAGCCUUGCCGAGGCGUACGAAACCACGGGCAACUCGGAUGAAGCCCAAAAGGUCAUUGCCGACGCCAAGUCGGAGUUUGAAAACACCCCCGAGGCCGUGCGCAUCACCAUUGCCGAGGCCGAUCUCGCGGUCAAGCGCCACGAGGUGGACAGCGCACUCAUGUCGUUGCGCUCCAUCACGCCUGACAUGCCCUACUUUGUGCAGGCCAAUGAAGCCAUGGCCCAGAUCUAUCUGCACCAUCGCAAGGACAAGCGCCAGUACGUCGCCUGCUACAAGGCCAUGGUCGACGCGGCGCCAACUUUGCAUGCGCGCAUGCUGCUCGGCGAUGCGUACAUGGGCAUUCAAGAACCGGAAAAGGCCAUCACCGUUUACGAGGCAGCCUUGAAGGAGGAUCCGCGAAAUGGUAUCCUGGCCUCCAAAAUUGGUAAUGCAUUGGUUCGCACGCACGACUUUACAAAGGCCAUCAACUACUACGAGUCGGCCGUGCGUGGCGGUGGUCAGGCUGCUCUUCGCAUCGACUUGGCGCGCCUGUAUUUGAAGCUGAAGCAGGUCGACAAGGCCCAAAAGGUUCUCGACGCCGCGCUCAACCGCGAGGAUAAGCAGCCCGAUAGCCUCGAGAGCAUGAUGCAGGACGUCUCUUUUCAUCAAAUGCAAGCUCAGCUCCAUCAAACUUCGGGCAACGGCAGCGCAGCCGCCACUGCCCUGCGCGACGGCCUCAGUCUGCAGCGCCGUGUACUGGCUCGCGUGAGCACGGAGCAACCCGAGUCGUUGAAGGAACAACAGCAACUGGCCGCUACCAUCUGCAUGGCACUGGCCGAUCACUCCAUGGAGCAGAAGGACACAAGUGCAGCUAUCGCGGCCUACAAAGAUGCUCUCAGUUAUAAUGAGAGCAGCGGCGAGGCCAUGCUGGCCCUUGCCCAGGUCCACAAGAAGCAAGGCGAUAUGGAGGCUGCACAGUUCCAACUCAGCACCCUCCUGCACUCGAACAGCGUGGUCAACGAGGAGGCCAAAACACAGGCAGCCAUUGACAUGGCUGACAUCAUGUUUCGCAAGCAUGAAUAUGAAACCGCCGUCUUUCAUCUCCAGCAGCUCCUGGAGCGCAACCCAGAGCAGUACCGGGCUCUGGCCAGCAUGAUUGAUCUGCUACGCCGCACCGGCAAGCUCGAGGCCUGCCAGAAGCACCUUGCCGCAGCCGAGCGUGCCUGCGAUCGUCCCGAGUCCCACCCGGGCCUCGCCUACUGCAAGGGCUUGGUGGAACGUUGGCAACAUCGCCCCAACUCUGCACUGUUGCACCUCAACAAGGCUCGUCGCGAUGCUGAGUGGGGGGUUGAUGCUCUUUACGCCAUGAUCGACGUGUGCUUGAACCCGGAAAACGACACGGUUGGCGGCGAAGCCAUGACCAACAAACCCGAUCAAGAGGCACUUGAAGUCGGUGCCCAGACAGCGUCCAAGCUCAUCAACGAGCUGCUUGCCUUUAACGAGGGCGAUACGCUGCGCUUCAAGAGCCGUCAAAACCACAUCCUGUUGAUGCGUCGUAACAACAAGGAUGACUUUGAGCGAGCCCUUCAGGGCUUUACGCAGUUGGCCAAUGUUUAUCCCGACCACGUGGCGCCUAUCCUGGGUAUUGCGCGAGCCCAUGUGCUGAUGCGAAACGCCCCCAAGGCCCGUCAACAGUUGAAGCGCGUGGCCAAAAUGGAUUGGUCGCACGAGGAGGCCGAGGAGUAUGAGGGAGCAUGGCUCUUGCUGGCCGACCUGCAUGUCAGCAACGGCAAGUUUGACCUGGCGCAGGAGCUGCUCAAGAAAGUACUCCAGCACAACAAAUCGUGCAGCAAGGCCUGGGACUACAUGGGCUACAUCAUGGAGAAGGAGCAAUCUUAUCAGAACGCCGCCGAGCUCUAUGCCAACGCUUGGGAAUACAGCGGUCGUAACGACCCCAGUACUGGGUACAAGCUGGCCUUUAAUUAUCUCAAGGCCAAACGCUUUGUGGAUGCCAUUGAUGUGUGCCAUCGCGUACUGGAGGUGAAUCCGGACAUGUCAAAGAUUCGCAAGGAUGUUCUGGACAAGGCGCGCGCUGGUCUGCGCAUGUAAUUGCGCCCGCCCGUGUGCCUUCGUCCAUUCUGCUGUUGAUGCAUGCGCUGCAUCACCCUGCGACCGGUCUUGGUAGUUGGGAACCAUCUCGACGGUUUUCGUUGUUCUUGUUUCUAUGUCACAUGACAUGGUAUGAACGCCCAUCUGCGCCGAUGGUCAUGAUGGCGUCGCAACUUUCCAGGUUGAUGAAAAGUGGUGGUUUAAUGUGUUCUUUAGCUCAACCACGCCAAAAGUGACUGUUGAUGAAC
Molecule: messenger RNA, 4058 nt
Organism: Monosiga brevicollis MX1
Lineage: Eukaryota; Choanoflagellata; Craspedida; Salpingoecidae
Exons: 12
Coding region: 1-3810 (1269 amino acids)
Biological process (GO): protein localization to cilium; intraciliary retrograde transport
Cellular component (GO): intraciliary transport particle A
Molecular function (GO): protein binding
Source: RefSeq, a predicted model, not a curated record